Messenger RNA from Symbiodinium sp. CCMP2456, 2541 nucleotides. NCBI's taxonomy places the organism in Eukaryota, Dinophyceae, Suessiales, Symbiodiniaceae. The record is from the annotation of a GenBank genome assembly.
AUGCUGCGCAUCUUUGGCGCUGCAGAGGAAGAGCUGGCUCAGGUGUCCCUGGACGAUGUCUGGAACAUUAAGACGGUGAAGCAGCAGUUGCAGAAGCUGCAUGGGUUCUCUGUCUUCCGGCAGCAGCUCCUGCGGGAUGGCAGCAGCCUGGAGGACGACGAUAAGUUGGACGAGCCCUGCGACUUGCAGCUGAUCUUGUUCAACUUUGCUAAGGCCUCGAAGGAGCAAGCUCGCAAGCUGACAGCUGCAGCAGCAAGUGGCAGUAUCUUCGAAGUUGAAGAGAUGCUGCAAAGCCUCCUCGAUCCGAACCAGGCAGACAAGUCUGGCCGGACACCGCUUGUCAUGGCAGGACUGGGAGGUCAUGAAGUGACUGCACGUUUACUUCUGGAAGCCGGCGCUGAGAAGGACUUGCCUGAUCCCAACGGCGUGACGGCUCUGAUCGGUGCAGCCAGCGAAGGUCAUGUAGAGACUCUUCGAUUGCUGCUGGAGGCUGCCGCAGAGAUGGACUUAGUUGACAGAGACGGUGACACUGCACUUAUGUGUGCUGCCAGCAACGGCCACGUAGAGAUAGUACGGCUGCUGCUGGAAUCAGGUGCUGUCAAGAUUUUGGCGAAUUACGCCGGCCGCACUGCCCUGAUACAGGCAUCUAUACCAGGCUAUGCAGCGACCGUUCGAUUGCUCCUGCUGGCGGGUGCCGGCAAGGACUUGGGUGACAAUGCCUACGCUGACACAGACCUGGCCAAUCACGAUGGAGACACAGCUCUCAUUUGCGCGUCCAGCAAGGGACAUGUCGACGUUGUGCGUUUGUUGACUGAGGCCCGUGCUGACACGGACUUGCUGAACGACAGCGGGAGAACCGCCCUGAUGAGUGCAUGUUACCGAGGUUCUGCUGAGACGGUGCGGCUACUCUUGGAGGUCGCUGCUGCCACCGAUGUAGCUGACAAGGACACCCAGACCCCUCUUCUUUACGCAGCUGGAAGAGGCCAGGCAGAAAUCGUGCGUCUGCUCCUGGAUGCGAAUGCCAACCACCAUCUGGCGAAGCAAAAUGGUCGGACAGCUCUGAUAGAGGCGUCCUUGUGCGGUCUGGGAGUCUCUGUGGAGAGCGCGCGCUUGCUCUUGGCAGCUGGUGCGGACAAGGACUUGGCUGAUAACGAUGGCGACACGGCCCUUAUUUGCGCAUCUGGCAAGGGGCACACCGACAUUGUCCGGUUACUGCUGCAGGCAGGUGCCCAAAAGGACUGGGCCAAUUAUGGCAGCGACACCGCCCUCAUUUGUGCAUCGAACGAAGGCCACGUGGAGACUGCCCGGCUACUCUUGGAGGCAGGUGCUGACAAGGACCUGGCAGACAACGACGGUGAUACCGCUCUCAUUUGUGCAUCAAGCAAAGGCCACGGGCAGAUCGUCCGCUUGUUGUUGGAGGCCGGUGCAGACAAGGACCUCGCAAACGAUGCUGGCCAGACAGCGCUCAUGCAGGCGGCUCUGCGAGGAUAUGUGGAGACCGCCCGGCUGCUCUUGGAGGCGGGUGCCGAAAAGGACUUGGCUGACAACGACGGCGACACCACUCUGAUCUGCGCAUCUGGCAAAGGUGAUGUAGAAAUGGUACGAUUGCUCUUGGACGCUGGUGCUGACAAGGACAGGCCGAACAGUGCGAGCGACACAGCCCUCAUUUGCGCCGCCAAUGAAGGCAACGUGGAAACAGUGCGUUUGCUACUUGCGGCUGGUGCCGCAGAGGGCGCAGCGGACAAGGACGGGGACACUGCACUCAUUUGUGCAGCUGGCAAGGGACGCUCGGACAUCGUGCGUCUGCUGCUCGAGUCCGGUGCGCAGCCAAACGUAGCAAACUGCAAGGGUCGCACAGCGCUCAUUCAGGCAUGCCUGCGAGGAACUGUCGAGACGGUGAACUUGGUCCUGCAGGCCAGCACCGACAAAGAUUUGUCCCAGCACGCUUGGCAAGCCCUUAUCAACGAGUCUCUCCGGGGUUACAUGGACGUGAUUCGUUUGCUGCUGGAUGGUGGUGCUGACCCAGAUCUUGCCGACUACCGUGGUGACACUUCACUCAUUUGCGCAUGUGGAAAAGGACACGUGGAGAUGGCACGAUUGUUGGUCGCAGCUGGUGCUGACAAGGACUGGGCCAACUAUGACAGCGACACGGCUCUCCUUUGUGCAGCCAACGAAGGCCACGUGGAAAUCGUACGGCUGCUCUUAGAAGCCGGUGCGAGCAAGGACCUGGCGGACAACGACGGCGACACGGCGCUGAUCUGCGCCGCAAGCAAAGGCCACGAGGAGGUGGUGCGCUUGCUCUUGGAUGCAGGGGCAGACAAAGACCUUGCCAACGACAGUGGACGCACGGCUCUUAUGCAGGCAUCUCUCAGAGGGUGGAGGAAGGCUGUGACUUUGCUGUUGGCUGCUGGUGCUGACAAGGACCUGGCGGAUAAUGACGGCCAAACAGCGCUGACGUUUGCACAGAAAGAAGACCAUGCAAGAAUCGAGAGGUUGCUUCGCACUCAGAACAACAACUUCUCAGGUGUCUUGGAUCACUAA